CCUGGGUGGGGUUUGGGUCUAGGAGAGGAUGUGACUGCAAAGCCAGGAAGCUACAGGGAAAGUUCUGAUUAAAAUACACACACACACACACACAAACAAAAGACAGGUCCUCGUGGUGCUUGGCGAUGUGUCCUGGGGCCGUGGUGCCGUGGACCGGGCCGGGGGCCCAGCUGAGCAGAGAGUUUGCUCCCAAACACUCGUCAAUGACCUCGAUGACCGACAUUUCCCCCCAGGAGGAAAGAGCCGGAACCAGCAGCCUCUGACCUGUCCUGGCGCCCAGACUGACCGGCCGCAAAGACAGAGAGUGAGUCUUGCCCACCCCCUGGGGGACCAGUCUGCUCAGCCAAGGAGCCCCGUGGAACCGGGGGGUGGCACCAGUGCCCAGCCUGCCUCGAGGAGGCCCCGGCCAGACCAUGGCAGUAGGUGUCUGUGACAGGGCCCCUGACUUCCUCUCCCCGACUGGAAACCAGGCCCUGGGGCCCGCCCUUGGCAGUGUAGUGGCUCUGAACUGCACAGCCUGGGUGGUCUCUGGGCCCCACUGUCCCCUGCCCUCCGUCCAGUGGCUGAAAGACAGGCUGCCGCUGGGCAAUGGGAGCCACUACAGCCUCCAUGAAGACUCCUGGGUCAAGGACAACCUAUCAGAGGUGCUUGUGUCCAGUGUUCUGGGGGUCAACCUGACCCAUGCUGAGGACUAUGGGACCUUUACCUGUGCCAUCCGGAAUGUCAGCUCCUCCCCCUUCACUCUUUGGAGAGCUGGCCCAGCAGGCCACGUGGCUGCGGUGCUGGCCUCACUCCUGGUCCUGCUGGCCCUGCUCCUGGCCGCCCUGCUCUACGUGAAGUGUCGACUCAAUGUGCUGCUCUGGUACCAAGACACCUACGGGGAGGUGGAGGUGAACGACGGGAAGCUCUACGACGCCUACGUCUCCUACAGCGACAGCCCCGAGGACCGGAAAUUCGUGAACUUCAUCCUGAAGCCGCAGCUUGAGCGGCGUGGGGGCUACAAGCUCUUCCUGGACGACCGCGACCUCCUGCCGCGCGCGGAGCCUUCCGCGGACCUCCUGGUGAACCUGAGCCGCUGCCGGCGCCUCAUCGUGGUUCUGUCGGAAGCCUUCCUGGGCCGGGCCUGGUGCAGCCACAGCUUCCGGGAGGGCCUGUGCCGGCUGCUGGAGCUCACUCGCAGACCCAUCUUCAUCACCUUUGAGGGCCAGAGGCGCGACCCCGUGCACCCCGCGCUCCACCUGCUGCGCCAGCACCGCCACCUGGUUACUCUCCUGCUCUGGAGGCCCGGCUCCGUGGCGCCUUCUUCAGAUUUUUGGAAAGAGCUACAGCUGGCGCUCCCGCGGAAGGUGCGGUACAGAGCAACGGAGGGAGACCCCCAGACCCGGCUGCAGGAUGACAAGGACCCCAUGCUUAUUGUACAAGGCCACCUCCCAGCGGGUCGGACCCUGCACCUGGAGCUGGAUCCUGACCCAGAGGGGGACUUGGGUGUCCGAGGGCCUAUCUUUGGGGAGCCAUUAGCUCCACCACAUGCAAGUGGGGUUUCGCUUGGAGAGGGCCGGGGCAGCGAGGUGGACGUCUCAGACCUCGGCUCCCGCAACUACAGCGCCCGCACAGACUUCUACUGCCUGGUGUCUGAGGAGGACGUGUAGCCCCCACCGGCCGGAACAGCAAGAUCUCAAGGACAGCUGGGUGCGGGGUGGGUGGGGUUUCUCUCCUCUUAGCAGGACCACCAGCCCUGAGACCCUCAGGGAAGGGGAGCUGCUCCACUGUGCCUCCUUGUGCCAGAAAAUAAAGUCCUUUUAGAUCCUG
Messenger RNA from Nyctereutes procyonoides (raccoon dog), 1809 nucleotides. It is a transcript of the gene SIGIRR, whose product is annotated as single Ig and TIR domain containing. The record is from RefSeq and is a predicted model, not a curated record. The transcript has 10 exons. The coding region runs from base 414 to 1649 and encodes 411 amino acids. Gene Ontology annotation, biological process: signal transduction. NCBI's taxonomy places the organism in Eukaryota, Metazoa, Chordata, Mammalia, Carnivora, Canidae.